Podarcis lilfordi (Lilford's wall lizard) is the source of this 10999-nucleotide messenger RNA. The record is from the annotation of a GenBank genome assembly. Lineage: Eukaryota; Metazoa; Chordata; Lepidosauria; Squamata; Lacertidae.
GUGGCUGGAGUUUUCUGCCAAGUUGAUUGAGCAAGUUCACGUCCUCCAACAGUUUGGCUUUUGAUCUGGGGCUUCUGUCUCUGUCCCGAGAAUAGAGAGCAGGGCAGCAGAAUUCUCUUGCUCAGGCAGGAAAGAGGAUCAGCUAUGGAGCUCCUCCUGGUAGGAGCGAUUUUGGGGGCCCUAGGAGUCUCCACAGCAACACUCCCAGGCUCAGAAUCCCCCCCGGCGCUGCUCCCCCGGAACAUAGCCAGGAUGGCCGUCGAAGAAUACAACCAGGAAUCGGGCGGGCAAGCCGUAUUCAGGCUGUGGAAGAUCAGAAGCACGCGCAAAACAGUAAGUAUGACGGGUUCGAUUCUCUGAAACGUUCUCCUGUUCAGGGGUGGGCAGAUCUGUCACUUUCAGUUUAUUUCCAUUGCUCAUCUUUCCUUUAAAAAAAAAAAAAUUAUUGGAAAUUUUAUUUACAACAUAACACAAACCCCCCACCCACCCCAAUACAGAAAUACAAUAAGCAUAACAUACAACAAUACAAACAACCAAAUAAAAGACUUCCUUUAUGCUGUAUCUGUCCUCCUUAUUUACUUCUUAUAAGCUGUUUCCUUUAUGAAUAAUUAUUAAGAUUUUUCUAAUUAUAACUUAAAUAUCCAUAAAGUCUCCUGCAGACAUUAAUCAAAACAAGUCCAGGUUUGUAUUUUAGGGCACUGUUUUGUGAAGUAUUCUCUGCGUUUUCCCCAUGCUUUUUGAAACUCUUUUCUAGUGUGAUCUCUAAUGACCUCUGUUAGAUAGAUAGCCAGUUCAAUAAACUCUAACAGUUUGUCUUGCCAUUCCUUUUUUGUUGGCACAAUUUCUUUUUUCCAGUUCUUAGCAGUUAGGAUCCUUGCCUUGGCAUAGAGGAAUAUUUUCUGAUCUUGCUAUACCUGUGUCCGUUAUCCCUAGUAGAAAAGCUUCUGUAUUUUUCAUAAAGUUAUACUUAAACAUUUUUUCAAGCUCAUCAUAUACUAUAUUCCAGAAGCUUUUGAUUUUUUCACAGGUCCACCAAACAUGUGUAAGUGUCCCCUCUGUUUUACCAUACCUCCAGCACAGAUUUGUUUUUGUCUUAUACAUUUUAGCUAUUUUGGUAGGUGUUAAGUACCAUCUAUAAAACAUCUUGAUUAGAUUUUCCCUCAAUACUUCAUAGGCUGUAAAUUUCCAGUUCUUUCUCCAUAGUUCUUCCCAUGUUUAUCUUUCCAAUCAUACCUUCAGUGCUCCAGAUGAAAAUUCAGCACUUUGGUGCCAAUCUUUCCUUAUUUGCACAUUUCCUCUGUUUCUCAUUCUUGCAAUAAUAAUAAUAAUAAUCCUGAAAUUUUUAUCGUCACUUUAGUGCAAAUCUCUCCCAACAAAGCAUAUUUUGCAAAGCAAUUUCCUGUCUUUACAACAGAAAGUGCAAGGACAACAUGCAAGCUUGUCUUUCUAAAUAACUUUUGACAUGGAUGUUAGGAUCCCAGUAAGGGAAAAACUGGUGGAGGGGUAUACAUUUGUCUUUGCACUAUAAGAACCUGUAGACUUUGGCUGUUGUGGAAACAGCAACACAUAAACAGUGUGUUUCCAGAGGGAUGGAGGGUCGAAAAAGCUUUUAUGUCAACUGGAGGGAUUUUAUUUCCUCUGUUCCACGUCACCAUCCAUGUCAGCUCAGGGAAUAUGGAUGCUGUCAGGGAACUGACAUCGGAGCCAGAGGCGGAGGCUAGGCUCUCAAGCGAUGCUGGAGAAGGGCCCAGCAGGGAGAGAGGCAGCUCAGCAGAUGGGGAAGGAAAUCAGCGUAACACCAGGGAUAAAGGGGGGCAGAUGGGGGAAUCGGCGAAGGGGCUCCAGGACUCAUCACUGGAGACCAGCAAGGAGAGCACGGGUCCUCCGCUACCCACACCCUCCCUGCGCAGAAGACUUCCGCGCAGGGAGAGUAGGAGGAGACUUGGGGUCAAACAGCUUUUAUGCUGGAAAAGGUUUAAGAAACGCCCACUGACAGAUUCUGCUAGCGACUGAACAGCCAUGAAGUGAAGGGCUGUCCAGACAGAAAAGGUUUAACAAGGCAACCUAGCCAGGAGUGGCACCAACUUACGCACGAGCAACCCCUACAUUUAUUACAGAUGCCUUGAUUUAUUUUGGUGUGUCACAAUUUCUUCCUCUUAUUACUUACUGUUUGUUUGCUUUGUAUCUGGCGUGGUGUAAUGUCCUGCUACUACAACUUUGGGUUGUUAGUAAUGGUCAUUAUAGAAUCCUAGAAUUGGAGAAGAGAAGGGACCCUGGCAGCUAUCUAGUCCAACCCCCUGGGAUGCAGGAACUCCUGAUUAUGUCACAAGAAAAUUUUUUAAAAAAAGAAAUAGGAGUUCAGGGGAAGGGUUGAAGGGGGGGGUUAAGGACGGGAACCAAAAAGCUAAUGCACAUUAAUGGUUUCAAAUGCAGAGGGAAGGAGCAAUUUUAAGCCGCUAAUCUGAUCAUACCUUUAAAUUCAAACAGAUUUUCUAAUCCUAUGAGGCCUUGAUAAAUCUGUUAAGUGUUCACAUCGCCGCAUAUCUUUUUCCUGCCUUCGCUUUUAAACAGCCCCCGUUAAACUCUCUGUAACUCCACACGAAGAGCAGCAACUGAAUUCCUGUUAACACUUUGUUUAUGCUGCUUUUAUAAAAAAUGCAACCAUUUCCCUGGCGCUCCAGCGACUGACUCACUAACUCGCUCAUUCCCUAUUGCCAAAAACUUAUGGGGAGAUUAUGGAGGAAGACUGGCUGGGGCCCAACUGAGGGAAGAAGUCCUUUUCUUGUUCAUCUUAUGCAUCAGCUAGAAAAUGCUUCAGAACUUUUCCUGCAUCCCUCCAAAAAGGUAGAGGGAAAGACUGUAGAUUGCAAGCUCCUUGAAGGCAGAGACCUGCCUCUCUGUCAGGAGCGAGCCAGCAAUAAAUCACACACAGAAAGUGGAGUUAACUCUUUAUUAGAAGAAACAGGAUCUGCUCAGGAGUGCCGGGCCUAAUGUUGUAAACAAAAUCUGCCCUUUUCCCUUAUGGGGUAUCCAAGAGCCCAUAUAGAGUCCUUACACAGGUUCCCUAAUGGUAGGAGAAAAUAACAGAGGCCAACCAGAGAAUAUUGAGAAGCAAAGCAGCUAGUAAGCCUGAUCUUUAUUGAUCUGUUGCAACAGGGUCCUCACUCACCACACAAAGGAGGGAGGAGGAACCCAGAAAAAUGGCAUGCAAGGCCUUAUAUAGACAUUUGAAAUUCUCUGCCCUCAAGCUCAAGACCACCCCUCCAUACAUCAUACAUACAUCACAGAAGGGGUGUAACCUAAGACCACCCCCCAGAUACAUCAUACCUACAUCACAGAAAAGGCGGUCUAAAAGAGAAAUCUAAGUGACUUGUUUAUCUCGUCUGAUGGGUUACCUGUUUAAUGAUCACUUGAUUGGAUUGCCUGCUUACUUGAUUGGAUACCCUGGGGAGCCUGGCCAGUCUUUUGUAAUGAUAAAUACUUGUUGUUGUUGUUUAGUCGUUUAGUCGUGUCCGACUCUUUGUGACCCCAUGGGCCAGAGCACGCCAGGCACUCCUGUCUUCCACUGCCUCCUCCAGUUUGGUCAAACUCAUGCUGGUAGCUUCGAGAACACUGUCCAACCAUCUCGUCCUCUGUCGCCCCCUUCUCCUUGUGCCCUCCAUCUUUCCCAACAUCAGGGUCUUUUCCUGGGAGUCUUCUCUUCUCAUGGGGUGGCCAAAGUAUUGGAGCCUCAGCUUCAGGAUCUGUCCUUCCAGUGAGCACUCAGGGCUGGUUUCCCUAAGAAUGGAUCGGUUUGAUCUUCUUGCAGUCCAUGGGACUCUCAAGAGUCUCCUCCAGCACCAGAAUUCAAAAGCAUCCAUUCUUCGGCGAUCAGCCUUCUUGAUGGUCCAGCUCUCACUUCCAUACAUCACUACUGGGAAAACCAGAGCUUUAACUAUAUGGACCUUUGUUGGCAAGGUGAUGUCUCUGCUUUUUAAGAUGCUGUCUAGAUUUGUCAUAGGUUUGUCAUUGAUAAAUACUUAGUAAUGAUAAAUACUUAGUUCCUGAGUCAGGUCAUAGGCUCACCCUAUUCAAACACAGACAAACUCUCUCACCCAGGGGUGCCAACUUGAAUAAAAUAUUGGGGGGGGGGGGUCAGGUUAGCCUCACCCUGCAUAAUCAAUCACAUAGAAUCAUAGAAUCAUAGAGUUGGAAGAGACCACAAGGGCCAUCGAGUCCAACCCCCUGCCAAGCAGGAAACACCAUCAGAGCACUCCUGACAUAUGGUUGUCAAGCCUCUGCUUAAAGACCUCCAAAGAAGGAGACUCCACCACACUCCUUGGCAGCAAAUUCCACUGUCAAACAGCUCUUACUGUCAGGAAGUUCUUCCUAAUGUUUAGGUGGAAUCGUCUUUCUUGUAGUUUGGAUCCAUUGCUCCGUGUCCGCUUCUCUGGAGCAGCAGAAAACAACCUUUCUGCCUCCUCUAUGUGACAUCCUUUUAUAUAUUGGAACAUGGCUAUCAUAUCACCCCUUAACCUCCUCUUCUCCAGGCUAAACAUGCCCAGCUCCCUUAGCCGUUCCUCAUAAGGCAUCGUUUCCAGGCCGUUGACCAUUUUGGUUGCCCUCCUCUGGACACGUUCCAGUUUGUCAGUGUCCUUCUUGAACUGUGGUGCCCAGAACUGGACACAGUACUCCAGGUGAGGUCUGACCAGAGCAGAAUACAGUGGCACUAUUACUUCCCUUGAUCUAGAUGCUAUACUCCUAUUGAUGCAGCCCAGAAUUGCAUUGGCUUUUGUAGCUGCCGCGUCACACUGUUGGCAUGCACGCACUCCUUGAAUGGCAAUGGCUAUCAACUUUGGGGGGAGCCCAGCCCCCUCAAAUAUAUUAUUGGGGGGGGGCAGUCUGGUGAAACGCUCUGUCACAAGAGACCAGGGCCCUGCGGGAUUUGACAUCUUUCCGCAGGGCCUGCAAGACGGAGCUGUUCCGCCAGGCUUUUGAUUGGGGUUCAGCCUGACUCCCUUCUUUCUAUGGGACCCUGUAUGUAAGUCGCCUCCUUGGCUCUUUGUAUCGGCCCCCCCCAGCACGGGUGGCCAGGCUUGGUGAACUUUUAAUUCCUUGCCCCUGCUGUUAUGAUUCAUGGGUUCCCACUUAGUUUUAUUUUGAUUUUAAAUGUGGUUCGAAUUGUAUUUAAACUAAUCAUUUGAUUUUGUGUUUUUAAUGUCUUAUAUAUUUGGUGUUAGCAGCCCUGAGGGCAGGGUAUUUUAUUUUUAUUUUAUUAUUAUUAUUAUUAUUAUUAUUAUUAUUAUUAUUAUAUAAAUUUUAUUAGUUUUUUAACAUACCAUUUUCAGCAAUAAUUAAACAUACUUUUACAUCUUAACUCAAUUUUUUGACUUCCAUCAGUCCUGUCUGAAAAUUUUCCAGUCUAAUCUCUCAGUAUGCAUUUUCCCUAUUACAUUUCAAACUCAUAACUAAUAUCUCUAUCCUUUUUCUGCUUUGUAACACUUUGUAUAUUUCUCCUUACAAAACGUCUUGCAGUCCUACUAGCGUAAUUUGUCGAUUACAGUCGCUCUUCAAAUAAUUCAUAUACUUCUUCCAAUCUUCUGUAAAUCUCUGGUCCCGCAGGUUUCGAAUCCUUCCUGUCAUUUUGUCCCAUUCUGCAUAGUCCAUUAAUUUCGUCUGCCAUUCUUCUUUCGUUGGAAUUUCUUCUUGCUUCCAAUUUUAUUAUUUAUUAUUUAUUUAUUUAUUUAUUUAUUUAUUUAUUUAUUUAUUAUUCUAUUCCAUAGAGAUUUGACUGGGGGUUUCACUUCAGCAUGGACUUCACCAUCAAGGAGACCCUCUGUCAGAAAACGGGCAAGUACAGGAUUGGAGACUGCAAAUACAAACCGAAUGGGGUGAGUGACAGGGUUGGGCUCUGGUUCAAAUACCGUAUUUUUCGCUCUAUAAGACGCACCAGACCACAAGACGCACCUAGUUUUUGGAGGAGGAAAACAAGAAAAAAAAAUAUUCUGAAUCUCAGAAGCCAAAACAGCAAGAGGGAUCGCUGCGCAGCGAAAGCAGCAAUCCCUCUUGCUGUUCCGGCUUCUGGGAUAGCUGAGCAGCCUGCAUUCGCUCCAUAAGACGCACACACAUUUCCCCUUACUUUUUAGGAGGGAAAAGGUGAGUCUUAUAGAGCAAAAAAUACGGUACCUGAUGCAUGUGGUCCUGCCUCCAGAUGCUGCUGUUGUUGCUAAACUGGAACACCCCCCCAAUCAUUCAGUUUGUAGAAACACGACACACACACACGACAUACGAGACGCUUCUGUUAUAAAUUCGUAGAAAAUCAGCCGUACAUUGGAUCUGUACCGUUCCACUUUUAUUUUACACCAUGAAGGAAGGGCUAUCAAAGGGGGGAGACUUGACACAAGGCAGCCAUAACCCCCCAAGCGUACCAACAGGUCCGCAGCGAGCCCUACCCAGUUGGCAUGCCAACCUUGAUGGUCCUAGACAGAAGAUCAUUACACUCGCAAAGGAUCUGCAUAUGGAAGUGGAUUCAGUACGGACUGAAACCAAGGACAGGGACCAGCCCUUCCCUCUGGGGGCAGGAAACUGCGAACUCCUCUUUGUCCUCUGGAAAGUACUCAUGGGGAGGGGGAAAGGAGGAAACGGACAGGUGACAAGACACUCAGGUUACCACCACAACUCCUCCCUCAACCCCUCCUUUUUGUGAUGUGUCAAGGAUGUAGUCUUAGGGGUGUAGCAUGGGGAAUUAGUAGCUGAUAAAAGUUGGGGUCUUCUUUUGUUUGUGGCUUCCACCUUUUUCCACCUUGUGGCAGGUGGGAGUCCUGUCGCGACAAUCUUCAAUAAAGACCAAGUCUACUGGCUGCUGUUUUGCUCUGGUAUUCCUGGCUGGUGUCCUUGUUUUUUGUCCAAGGGAGCCCUCAGAUUUCUCCGUUAACAAAACUAUAACUCCCAUUGUCCCUGGCCAUUGGCCACAUUUGCCGGGGCUGAUGGGAGUCCAACAGCUUCUGUGGGGGGCGGGCACAAUGCAUGUCCCUCAAACUGGCAGAGGAAGGUGGGUGUAGACCACCAUGGGUGUCAUCCCUGAGGAGGGGGGGUAACAUUGCCAUCCCGCUCCCUGGGAUGUUCGCCGUGGGCGGGGCCUCCCUAGGACACUCACGCCGCCCCCAGGUGCACAGCUAGCUCUAGCUCCGCCUCUGGGUCCCCCUCUUUGGUCUAGAACAGGCACGUCCAACAGGUAGAUCGUGUUCUACCGGGAGAUCACUGGACGUUUGUGGCAGAUCACCAGUAGAUCACUGUCUCCCCCCCAAAAAAGCUCCCCUAAAAAAAGCUCAAGAACUUUGACCUGAACCCCUAAAAAUGGGCCUUCUCCUUCCUAUAAAGCUCAAAACUUUGACCUGAACCCCCCAAAAAACAGGGCUUUCCUCCUCGUCCCUAAAAAAAAACCUCAAGAACUUUGACCUGAACCCCCAAAAAGGGGUGUAGAUCACUGCCAGUUUUUAACUCUGUGAGUAGAUCGCAGUCUCUUGGGAGUUGGCCACCCCUGGUCUAGAAGCUCAGGCUGAAUCCUAAGAAUCCUGACCCAUUUUCCUCCUCCCCAGACCACCAGGGAUUGUUCUGCCGAGGUCUCAGUUCAUAACUUCAUGCAAGAUUCACCACUGACGUCUGUGAAUUGCCACCCAUUGCAGGUGAGCUGUUUGCCGGCUGAACUGGGACCAUAAAUGGGGUUACUGGGAGUGCGUGGCUAAUUUAAGACUGCCAUACGCCUGGAAUCUUCCUUCCUUCCUUCCUUCCUUGCUUCCUUCCUUCCUUCCUUCCUUCCUUCCUUUCUUCUGCCCUUCCUCCAAAGAUCUCAGGGUGGUUCACAACAUACAGACCCUCUGAGUGUCCCUAUUUUCCAGGAACAGUCCGGGAUUUACAGAAGCCCAGUCCCAGUUUCUGAGUUGAUCCCGGAAUGUCCCUCUUUCCCUUAGGGCAUCCCUAUUUUCUUUGGAGAAAUGCUGGAGGGUUUGAACGUAUUGGAUGCUUUGAUUCAAUCCCUGUGCUGCCUGUUUUGUUUGUGUUUUUUAUCGCGAAACGGAAGCGGAAGAAGACCUCUGUUGACUCUUCCUCUCAUUCUUCCGAAUCUUUGCAGGCAAACAACCCCAACAGCAGGAACGCCAGACCCCAAGCGAUGGAGGCCGCCCAGCCCAGAAUAUUUGUGGAGCAGUAUUUCCCAUCUUCCUUUUCAACUGCAGCUCUGACAGCCCCCGAAGAAGAGUAAAAACACCCCCUUGCCCUCAUCCGCCAAGCUGAGCAUCCCUCUUGGAGUUCGAACCUUUCCGAAAUCGCUUUGGUCCCAUGGACAUUUGAUUUUCCGAGCUCAUUUGGCUGGUUAGAAUAUUACUGUAGACUCGUGCUAUCCAAAUAUUAUUGUUAUUCUAGGAUGCCGCUGAGGUUUCUGUGUGUUUUAAAUGCAGUGGUACCUCGGGUUAAGUACUUAAUUCGUUCCAGAGGUCCGUUCUUAACCUGAAACUGUUCUUAACCUGAAGCACCACUUUAGCUAAUGGGGCCUCCCGCUGCCACUGCGCCGCCAGAGCACGAUUUCUGUUCUCAUCCUGAAGCAAAGUUCUUAACCUGAAGCACUAUUUCUGGGUUAGCGGAGUCUGUAACCUGAAGCGUAUGUAACCCGAGGUACCACUGUGUUGCCUGUUAGCAACAUACAAAGGGACCGCUUAUAGACGCAGACUUUCUUUGGAUAAAUAGAAUGAUACUUGGAAUGUGGGACGCGGGUGGCGCUGCGGGUUAAACCACAGAGCCUAGGACUUGCCGAUCCGAAGGUCGGUGGUUCGAAUCCCCGCAACGGGGUGAGCUCCCGUUGUUCGGUCCCUGCUCCUGCCAACCUAGCAGUUCGAAAACACAUCAAAGUGCAAGUAGAUAAAUAGGUACCACUCCGGCGGGAAGGUAAACGGCAUUUCUGUGCGCUGCUCUGGUUCGCCAGAAGCGGCUUAAUCCUGCUGGCCACAUGACCCAGAAGCUGUAUGCCGGCUCCCUUGGCCAAUAAAGCGAGAUGAGUGCCGCAACCCCAGAGUCGUCCGCGACUGGACCUAAUGGUCAGGGGUCCCUUUACCUUUACCUAUUAGCAACGUACAAACGGACCGCUUAUAGACGCAGACUUUCUUUGGAUAAAUAUAAUGAUACUUGGAAUGACUUUAUGCAAAAUAUACGAGCUUAUUGAUAAAGGAAUUUGUAUCGGGAUAAUACAACUCUCUACAUUUGUAUACUAACGUGUGGAAACGUAACUGAAAAUUUUAAUUAUUUUUAUAUUCGUUCACUUUUCCACCCUCUUCACCGCUUUUUUUUAUAAGCGAAAUUCUUUUAAUAAAAUAUCAAAUAAAAAUCUAAAAAAUCAUUGAUUUUCUAAACUCAUUUGGCUGGUAGAAUAUUACUGUAGACUCUUUGUAUCCAAAUAUUAUUAGUAUUCUAGGAUGCGACUGAGAGGUGUGUGUGUUUUAAAUGUUGCAUUUUUCCAACACCACUGCAAGAGUUUGACAGUCAUUCUGGUUCUCAUAGACCAGGGUUUUCCCAACUUGAAUCUUGUGGGUCGUGGCCUGAAAUAGUGGCUGCUUUUAAUCUUAGUGCAAUAAAUACUUUUUACAACUUUGGGUUUCGUUGGUGUCUUGUAACGCUGCCUCAGUACCUGCAACCCAGCAGCAGAAAGGUUCAAUUUUUACAUUUUAAUGUGGUCUCGGGUGGCAGAUCCGAUGAUGUUUUGCCACAAAUUGCCCAUAAAUUGCUUUGAGUGACGAUUACAACUCGGUUUGCAGGCUCCAUCAGAGGUUAUCUGCAAUAGUCACUCAUGGAAACCUUCAAUAAAAAUGAAUAGUAAUAAUAAAACACCUUUUGCAGCUACCUUGUGGCAAACCAGCUCCAAACCCGUUGCCAGGAUUAGUUAAUAGUUAAUCCAAGGUGGUUGUAUGUGGUUUGCUUAGUCGAAAUAAGAAAUAAUACCAUUGCCCUAUGUGUCAAUAAUGAUCCAAGACUGGAUCUGGCAACAAGCCAACAUUUCAUUGACCUGCACAGUGGCAAAAUGCAAACUCAGCCGUCCCACAGAUACUUGCCACAAUGGACUUUAUCAUCAGGGCAAUUAAAAAAUAUUCAGUUAUAUCUGACAUUGCUUAGGUGACAAUGUUUUUAGAGCUUGUGAAGCAAUAUCCUACAACCAGACGGUUGGUGUUCUUGCUGUGAAGAGUUUUGUAAGUACUGUAAAUACUUUGACAAAUUCCACAUGACUAGGGAGGCAGAGUAAAAUUGGCCUGGAUUCCUCCGGCGCACUGGUUAUAAAAUGAGCAAGUCUGCGGUUAAAAUGCACACGGUCGACGGGACCCAAAGACCUAUGGCAAAAAAAAUUCCACAUGACAAUAAAAUGCUGGGUUGAGCCCAAGAAAGAUGUUAAAUUAUUUUUGUAUGCCACAACGGCCGCCCAAAUAUUACUUGCUAAAAAUUGGAAAACACAAGAACUACCAACAGUGGAAGAUUGGCAGAUGAAGAUGAUGGACUUUUCGGAGCUAGCUGACCUGACCAGAAGAAUCCGUGACCAGAAAGAAGAGGAGUUCCAAGAGGACUGGAGGAAAUUUAAGGACUAUUUGAAUAAAUAUUGUAAUAUAAAAAUUAGAAACUACUUGAAAGAAACAAAUAGGCCUAGGAUUAAAUUAAGUUAUAAUUAAAUAAAUGGGAUUUAGAAUGUUAAGAAAAGUGAAUAAGAUGGACUAUAAUUGGAAAUUGUUUUAGUUUAAUAAUGAUAUUAGAAAGCUGUUACUUUUAAUUACAAGGAAACUCAGAAGGGAGGGAUUUGAGGAAGUCAACCCAGAUGUUUAAAAGGUUGGAUUUGUGAAGAAUUAAGUUAGUUGUUAUUGUUUAUAUGUUUAUUGUCCCUUCUUUUUUCUUUUUUCUGUUUCUUAUUUUUUCUUUUUCUGCUUUUGUGUAUCAUCUUGCUUUGUGGUUUGUGUUAUCACGGUGGAAAAUCUAAUAAAAAAAUUAUUUU